Molecule: messenger RNA, 576 nt
Organism: Fusarium keratoplasticum
Lineage: Eukaryota; Fungi; Ascomycota; Sordariomycetes; Hypocreales; Nectriaceae
Product: Flavin prenyltransferase PAD1, mitochondrial
Exons: 1
Coding region: 1-576 (191 amino acids)
Molecular function (GO): carboxy-lyase activity
Source: RefSeq, a predicted model, not a curated record
AUGUCUUCCAACCCGCGGACCCCGAGACGCAAGAGGAUCAUCGUGGCGCUCACGGGCGCGACAGGUUUCAUUCUCGGCAUAAAGACGGUCAUCGCGCAGCGUCGCUUGAACGUUGAGACGCUUCUGACUAUCAGCAAGUGGGCGGAGAACACGCUCAAGUAUGAGGCGGAUUAUGCUGUUGCCAAUGUUCGCGCGCUGGCGGAUACAGUCUACGGAUGUCACGAUAUGGCGGCACCUAUCGCCAGCGGGACUUUUCAAGUCGAUGGCAUGGCAGUUGUGCCGUGUAGCAUGAAAACUCCGUCCGCCAUCAGCACGGGGCACUGUGACGAUCUCAUCUCGCGUUCCGCGGACGUGAUGCUCAAGGAACGGCAUAGACUCGUGCUCGUAACGAGAGAGUGUCCCUUGAGUGGUAUCCAUCUCCAAAACAUGUUGACUGCGACGCAAAACGGCGCAGUAAUCUUUCCACCAGUGCCGGCGUCUUACAUAAAGCCAUCAUCAGUGGACGAUCUAGUAAACCACAGUGCUGGGGGGAUGCUGGACUUGUUUGGCUUGGAUACUGAGGAGUUUGAUCGAUGA